AUGUCAUUGGCAAGUAUUCCAUCUAAUGGUAAAGUCGCAGUAAUAGGAGCCGGAGUUUCGGGACUUUCUCUAGCCUACUUUCUUCUGAAACUUCGUCCAGAUGUGAAUAUUGAAAUCUUUGAGAAAGAAAGUCGGGUGGGUGGUUGGAUAAAGUCAGAAAACUUACAAAUUGGAUCUGGCAGUCAGACGCAAAAGCUCAUAUUCGAAAAGGGGCCAAGAACUCUUAGAGGAGUAAGUCCGGGCACUCUUCUUAUAGUGGAUAUAUUGAAGCAGCUUAACAAGGCUGCUGAAAUAGAGGUGAUAACCAAGACUUCUCCUGCCAACAAAAAGUAUAUCUUGAGUGAAUCGCGUGGAAUCUUGCAAGUUCCAGAUAGCAUUGGGAGUUUUUUCAAGUUUCUCUUUAAUAGUGGACUCUUCAAUUCUCAGCUAGUCUUUGGGAUAUUAAAAGAGCCUUUCCGGAAAAAGGGACCGGCUGGUGAUGAAUCUAUCGACAGUUUCUUCUUGAGGAGAUUUGGCACUGGUGUGUUGACUAAUAAUGUGGUAAGUGCUGUAAUGCACGGAAUUGUAGCUGGAGACACUGCUCAUUUAAGCAUUAACACUAUGUUUCCAAAAUUGAAGCAAUUGGAACAAGAGCAUGGCUCUAUAAUUAGAGGCAUGGUUGCAAGAGCCUGGGCUAGUAGAAAAAAAGCCCAAGAAGUUUUAGCCGAUGAGAACGUGCCUAAGGCUCUUCAAUUGUAUGAGAAGUAUAUUUCACCUGAGGCUCAUUUAGACAAAAUGUCCAUUAGUCUUAAAAAGUACCCCAUGAUCAGAUUGAAUGAUGGUUUGGAAGGCUUCCCUGCUUCUGUAUAUGAAUACUUGGCUCAACAGAAGAAGGUCAAUUUUAAUUUCAACAGUGACAUAGUAGCCUUGGAUCCGGAAAAGGGUUCGAUAACUUUCAAAAAUAGUUCAACGGCUGUAUUUGACCACAUCAACACCUCUACCAGUGCCAAUGUCUUGACAAAGAUUCUCCCCAAAACUAGUGCCUAUGAUGAAGUGAAGCGCUCGCUCGCUUCUAUCCCAUAUGUUAGUGUUUUCUUAGUCAAUAUCUACACUCCAUCAGGCAAAUUGAUCCCUAAAAACAACCACGGUUUUGGCUUCUUGGUUCCCAAACUUUCUGGAAAUAUUGACAGCAACCCGGAUUUACUUUUGGGAGUAAUUUUUGACUCAGAUGUGGAAAAGAAUUCUGUGCAAAUGCUGACUUUCGCUACUUCUCCUCAUAUUAAUGAAGGAUAUAGUAAGAUUACUUUGAUGAUGGGAGGUCACUACUAUAACGACUUCCUGAUCCCUUCCAAUAGCAGGAAUCUAAAGAUUGUGAAAGGCUUGCUUUCGAAGUAUUUGGAUAUAGACAUCGAUAAUUACAAUUUCAUCUUGAGGGACGAAGCCACACUAGACGAUAAGAAAAUCGGUCUAUUGACUGAAAAUGAUAUCCUCAUAUCCUACAAUCUUCACGAAAAAUGCAUUCCCCAGUAUACUGUGGGUUACAAUGAAGCCAAAGAGACUACAUUGGGUGUUUUGGAAAAACUCAAUUCAAAGCUAUCGUUUGGCGGAACACUUUUUGGUGCUGGUAUUGGAGUUCCAGACGCUGUUAGCAACGGAUUGGAAAUUGCAUUAAAACUAAAAUAA
This is a messenger RNA of Scheffersomyces stipitis CBS 6054, 1662 nucleotides long. It is a transcript of the gene HEM14, whose product is annotated as oxygen-dependent protoporphyrinogen oxidase. Gene Ontology annotation, molecular function: protoporphyrinogen oxidase activity, oxygen as acceptor. The coding region runs from base 1 to 1662 and encodes 553 amino acids. Gene Ontology annotation, biological process: heme biosynthetic process. NCBI's taxonomy places the organism in Eukaryota, Fungi, Ascomycota, Pichiomycetes, Serinales, Debaryomycetaceae. The record is from RefSeq and is a predicted model, not a curated record. Gene Ontology annotation, cellular component: mitochondrial inner membrane. The transcript has a single exon.